This is a messenger RNA of Zalophus californianus (California sea lion), 4875 nucleotides long. It is a transcript of the gene TLL1, whose product is annotated as tolloid like 1. Gene Ontology annotation, biological process: proteolysis. The transcript is spliced from 22 exons. The coding region runs from base 875 to 3916 and encodes 1013 amino acids. Gene Ontology annotation, molecular function: calcium ion binding; zinc ion binding; metalloendopeptidase activity. The record is from RefSeq and is a predicted model, not a curated record. NCBI's taxonomy places the organism in Eukaryota, Metazoa, Chordata, Mammalia, Carnivora, Otariidae.
CAGCUAAGUUAUCACGAUCCUUCGCGCCACCCCCGGUCUGGCACUCUUGGCUGACACGUACAUCAUCUAUUAAUUGCUGUUCGCGGACGCAGAUACAUAAUAUAUUCAUUUUUAUCUUUAGUAAAAUAUAAAUGGAUUGUCAGAGCGCUCGUGUCUGUUUGUUUGUACAAGGCUAUCAAAAGAAGUCAGAGAGGAGGCUGUGGCCCGGAUCCUGACCCUGAUUGUAUGAAUAAUCAGUUGCUUUGCUGGCUUCUGCAGGCUUUUAAGGUCUCGCGGCGUAGAAAUGCCUGCCCCCCACCCCCUUCCUCGGUCUCCCCUUUCAGUUCAGAUGUGCUGAUGUGCAGACCGGAUUCAUCUUCCCCGAGCGACGGCGGCGGCGGCGGCGGGCUCAGGCGGCGGCGGCGGCGGCAGCUCGCGCUCUACGGCGGGGUCCUGGCAGCGGCGGGGGCGCGGCGCGGGAGCCCGAGCUUCGGUGGCAGCUGAGCCCGCGGGGCGCCGCUCGUCCAGCCGCGGCCGCGGGAAGUUCGGCGGCCAGAAGGACGACCUGGCAGGCAGCGAGCGCCCGCUCCGCCAGAGCAGAGUUUGCCCGCAGCUGCCCCUCCCCGUCUCCGGGAGCCGAGCUCCUUACCUGCCCUCCGCCCACCCGCAGGCCCCUAGCCAACUUCUCCCUGCAACUGGGGGUAACAGGCACUUCUUGCCCUCUCUACUGUCCCGACGGCAUCCGUAUGUCUCCGGACACCUGAACACCCCAGUGUCGCCGAGGAGCCUCCCGGUAGGGAGAGGAGCACCGGUUCCCCUCGCACCGCACAUCAGCGCGGACCGCGGACGCCUCACCUCCCGGUCCCGUCCCUUCCUUUUCCUCCAGGGGAGGAGGAUGGGGUUGCAAAAGCUUCCCCCGAGGAUGCUCGUGUGGCUGGUGGCCUCGGGGAUUGUUUUCUACGGGGAGCUUUGGGUCUGCGCUGGCCUCGAUUAUGAUUACACUUUUGAUGGGAACGAAGAGGAUAAAGCGGAGACGAUAGAUUACAAGGACCCUUGUAAAGCCGCUGUGUUUUGGGGUGAUAUUGCCUUAGAUGAUGAAGACUUAAGUAUCUUUCAAAUUGAUAGGACAAUUGACCUUACACAGAACCCCUUUGGACUUGGACAUACCACAGGUGGAUUUGGAGACCAUGGUAUGUCAAAGAAACGAGGGGCCCUCUACCAGCUUAUAGACAGGAUAAGAAGAAUUGGCUCUGGCUUGGAGCAAAACAGCACAAUUAAAGGAAAAGUACCUCUCAAAUUCUCAGGGCAAAAUGAAAAAAAUCGAGUUCCCAGAGCUGCUACAUCAAGAACCGAAAGAAUAUGGCCUGGAGGUGUUAUUCCUUAUGUUAUAGGAGGCAACUUCACUGGCAGUCAGCGAGCCAUGUUCAAGCAGGCCAUGAGGCACUGGGAAAAGCACACAUGUGUGACUUUUAUUGAAAGAAGUGAUGAAGAGAGUUACAUUGUAUUCACGUAUAGACCUUGUGGAUGCUGCUCCUAUGUAGGUCGGCGGGGAAAUGGACCCCAGGCAAUCUCUAUUGGCAAGAACUGUGAUAAAUUUGGAAUUGUUGUUCAUGAAUUAGGCCAUGUGAUAGGCUUUUGGCAUGAACACACACGACCAGAUCGAGAUAACCAUGUCACUAUCAUAAGAGAAAACAUUCAGCCAGGUCAAGAGUACAAUUUUCUGAAGAUGGAGCCUGGAGAAGUGAACUCACUUGGAGAAAGAUACGACUUUGACAGUAUCAUGCACUAUGCCAGGAACACCUUCUCAAGGGGGAUGUUUCUGGAUACUAUUCUCCCCUCUCGUGAUGAUAAUGGCAUACGUCCUGCAAUUGGUCAGCGAACCCGUUUAAGCAAAGGAGAUAUUGCACAGGCAAGAAAGCUGUACAGAUGUCCAGCAUGUGGAGAAACCCUACAAGAAUCCAAUGGCAACCUUUCAUCUCCAGGAUUUCCAAAUGGCUACCCUUCUUAUACACACUGCAUCUGGAGAGUUUCAGUGACCCCAGGGGAGAAGGUAAUUGUUUUAAAUUUUACCACAAUGGACCUAUACAAAAGCAGUUUGUGCUGGUAUGACUACAUUGAAGUGAGAGAUGGGUACUGGAGGAAAUCACCUCUCCUUGGUAGAUUCUGUGGGGACAAGUUGCCUGAAGUUCUUACCUCUACAGACAGCAGAAUGUGGAUUGAGUUUCGUAGCAGCAGUAACUGGGUGGGAAAAGGCUUUGCAGCUGUCUAUGAAGCGAUCUGCGGAGGUGAGAUACGUAAAAAUGAAGGACAGAUUCAGUCUCCUAAUUAUCCCGAUGACUACAGACCGAUGAAGGAAUGCGUGUGGAAAAUAACAGUGUCAGAAGACUACUUUGUUGGAUUGACCUUUCAGGCCUUUGAGAUUGAAAGACAUGACAACUGUGCCUAUGACUAUCUAGAAGUUCGAGAUGGAACCAGUGAAAAUAGCCCUUUGAUAGGGCGUUUCUGUGGUUAUGAUAAACCUGAAGAUAUCAGAUCUACCUCCAAUACCUUGUGGAUGAAAUUUGUUUCUGAUGGAACUGUGAACAAGGCAGGGUUUGCUGCCAAUUUCUUUAAAGAGGAAGAUGAGUGUGCCAAACCUGACCGUGGAGGCUGUGAGCAGCGAUGUCUGAACACACUGGGCAGUUAUCAGUGUGUGUGUGAGCCCGGCUAUGAGCUGGGACCUGACAAGAGGAGCUGUGAAGCGGCUUGUGGCGGACUUCUUACCAAGCUUAAUGGCACCAUAACCACUCCAGGCUGGCCCAAGGAGUAUCCUCCUAAUAAAAACUGUGUGUGGCAGGUGGUUGCACCAACCCAAUACAGAAUUUCUAUGAAGUUUGAGUUUUUUGAGUUGGAGGGCAAUGAAGUUUGCAAAUACGAUUAUGUGGAGAUUUGGAGUGGUCUUUCCUCUGAGUCUAAGUUGCAUGGCAAAUUUUGUGGCGCUGAAGUGCCUGAUGUGAUCACAUCUCAGUUCAACAAUAUGAGAAUUGAAUUCAGAUCUGACAAUACUGUAUCCAAGAAGGGCUUCAAGGCACAUUUCUUCUCAGACAAAGACGAAUGCUCCAAGGAUAAUGGUGGGUGUCAACAUGAAUGUGUCAACACAAUGGGAAGCUACAUGUGUCAGUGCCGUAAUGGAUUUGUGCUGCAUGAAAAUAAACAUGACUGCAAGGAAGCUGAGUGUGAACAGAAGAUCCACAGUCCAAGUGGCUUCAUCACCAGCCCCAACUGGCCAGACAAGUACCCAAGCAGGAAGGAAUGCACAUGGGAAAUCAGUACCACUCCUGGCCACCGAAUCAAAUUAGCCUUUGGUGAGUUUGAGAUCGAGCAGCAUCAAGAAUGUGCUUAUGAUCACUUGGAAGUAUUCGAUGGAGAAACAGAAAAAUCACCAAUUCUUGGAAGACUAUGUGGGAACAAGAUACCAGAGCCCCUUGUGGCUACUGGAAAUAAAAUGUUUGUUCGGUUUGUUUCUGAUGCAUCUGUUCAAAGGAAAGGCUUUCAAGCCACACAUUCUACAGAGUGUGGAGGCCGACUGAGAGCAGACCCGAAACCCAGAGAUCUGUACUCGCAUGCGCAGUUUGGUGAUAACAACUACCCGGGACAAGUGGACUGUGAAUGGCUGUUAGUGUCAGAACGGGGCUUUCGACUGGAGCUAUCCUUCCAGAUUUUUGAAGUGGAGGAAGAAGCCGACUGUGGCUAUGACUAUGUUGAGCUCUUUGACGGUCUCGAUUCGACAGCGGUGGGGCUUGGUCGAUUCUGUGGAUCAGGGCCACCAGAAGAGAUCUAUUCAAUUGGGGAUGCGAUUUUAAUUCAUUUUCACACUGAUGACACAAUCAACAAGAAAGGAUUUCAUAUAAGAUACAAAAGCAUUAGAUAUCCAGAUACUAUGCAUACCAAAAAAUAACACCAAAACCUCCAUCAAAACAUAAAGGAAUGUGCAUAAUGGAGAGAAGACGUAUUUUUUUUUAAAUGAAGAUAUUAGCACAAAUGUUUUAUAUAAUGAGUUUGACCAGAAGAAGACUUAUGAGGACAGGAUUCUCUCUGCUAAAAGAGAAGUUUUCAAGCCAGCUCUGAUCAACGUUGCCAAGAUACUGAAACUCCAUGCUGGGUGGUAUAAAUAUAAAUAAAGCUGGUGAGAAGGCAUCAUGUAACUUCAAGGAAGACUCCAGAGAUUUUGUUCACAGCCUGACAUAGAUGCCUUGCCAUUCAAACAGUUCGAUUCAGGGGCUGUGACUUGCAGCGUGUUUCUUUUUGACAAUUUUUCGAGAUUUGGGAGAAAUCAAAUGAUCUUGCAGGUCAUAAACUAAAAAACCCUCUUGUAUCUUAGGAUAAUUGUUUUGGCUUUGUAUCUUGCAUACGGAUCCAUAUGGGAUGUUGCAAAAUGGGAGUCUUUGGAGGGCGGUUUGUACUUUAAAUGUGGGCGUGUCCGGAAUUUUGGAAACUGGAAUAUUUCAGCUUCAUUAUUUUCACUUGCAGGCCAGAUUCACCUCUUUGAAACACGAAUGAUCUUGAGACCACUUCAUUUUACUGACGUUUUGACAAGUUGGAAAUGCCAAUAGUGUCUAUUACUGCAGUUAAACUCUAGGCAUCAUUUAUUUAAGUGCUGGAAAAUGCCCAGUUGAUUGCUAAACUCAAGUUCUUUCAGUGAAAGUGCUGCCUUUUCACACCAAAUUUAAGAAGUGUUGUGAUGUCUUGGGCACUUCAAGAGAGAACUCCCAACAGGUGUGAACAGAAUUCUUCCAAGUGACGGCCUGGAUGGCCCGUUCUCAAGUCACCAGUGCUGCUAUUGUCUUUUCUGUUGUUGAUCUGUUGUAGUUGUUAUUGCUGAUGUUGUCAUGGUUAGUGUUGUAUUUAAAAAAAAAA